AUGGUCGGUCUGGCCUCACUCCCACGAGAUAAUCUCGUUGAAAUUUUCUCCUACUUUUGUCUGCAUUGUCGAGGCGGCCUAAGACCUAUUAAGGGUGUCGGAACCCUGCGCCAGCAAAAGCGGUGCCAGGAACCUCAGCAGCCCGACCAAAAGUCAUGGUACUCGAUCGACAAAUAUACCUUGUUCUCUCUUGCAGCCUCUUGCAAAUCACUGCAUGCUGUGGCGGAGGAUAUUCUGUACCAUGACUCUGCACUUGGCUAUGGAGACUCUGAGCUGUCCAAGCUUUAUGCUUAUGGCAACAGACUGAACCAAUUCAUGCGCACCUCUGUAAAACGAACCGUCCUCGCUUUGAAGCAGGGUACCGCUGAUCUCGGUAUGGGAAGACAGGAAGAGUAUCCAUUCAUGCUCAAUUCAGCCUUCACUGAUGAAAUCUUGGAGUAUGCAUUUCUAUGCACCCGUCGGUAUUGUCUUGAUAAGGGUUUGGUUCUGAAAAAUUACUCAAUGACGGCGAAUAACCUGUAUAGGGCUUUGCACCAUGAGCUCAUACCAAUGCUGAUUGCACUGCUCCCCAAGCUGAGUCACAUCAUUUACAAAUACAAUUCGGAGUUUCACAUGUUUGAACACACCGCUCUUGACGCUCUAGGAGUCACAGAGCUCCCGUAUCUUCGAACAUUGGAGAUAGAUAAGGAUAUUUUUUCCAUUAUCAAACGGGCACCGAACUUGGAACAGCUUGACAUUACCAAAUCUCCCUUUCUAGAGAGGGACGAAGGUUCAGGCGGCGACCAGUCCAACAUCAGAACCCUGCGGUUGGAAGAUACAUCAUCACCCUCAGAUCUCAACAAACACUAUCUUUCGCAGCCAAAGACCUUCAUGCGCGAUUAUCUGCACAGUUUGGAGACAUUACACUUCGACCUUCCCCCUGUGCAAGUCAUCUCCGACCGCCGCGCCUGCACGUUCCGAGACUCUGGGAAGCUUCAACAUGUCUUUAUCAACACGCGGCUUAUGUUUAAAAUUUCACCCGACCGUUAUUCAAUUACCCGGGUGUUACCGCCAUCGAUAGUAUCUCUGCACUUAGGCUGGGACGGUCUAGAAUUGGACCCCACUGAAUGGGUGACCUUGCAGGUGAGAUUUGUGGCUGAGAGCUUAAAGCAGCAAAGAGAACUUAGCCACUUAGAAGGGGUUUUGCUAGAGCUUUCCAAUGUCAAGGCUGAACGCUUUCAAGAUCUGAAGCAUAUUGGCCUUGACUGUUGGGACAAGAUGGAUGCAACCGUUCGUGAGGCCAUAUGUGAGGCAGGUAUUGAAUUUGUGCCCGAGAGCUGGCCGCCCGCUUAUCAGAAAUGA
This is a messenger RNA of Fusarium proliferatum ET1, 1341 nucleotides long. RefSeq lists its product as uncharacterized. The transcript is spliced from 4 exons. The coding region runs from base 1 to 1341 and encodes 446 amino acids. NCBI's taxonomy places the organism in Eukaryota, Fungi, Ascomycota, Sordariomycetes, Hypocreales, Nectriaceae. The record is from RefSeq and is a predicted model, not a curated record.